AUGGCCCGAAACUGUAAACAAAGCCUGAUGAAGGCCUGGUCCACGGUCACCCUUCUCUAUACAUCAGGCCACAAGACGGGCUGGAGAUACGUUCUCCUCCACCUCCUCGUCUGCUUCGCCGUCAGCUUGCUCCUCAGCCUCCUCCUCCACACAAUUUUGUUUUUCUCCUUCAAGAAUGACAUGGUGGUGUCUGGAGGUAUCACAGCUGGAUGUGCCAUUGCCGUAACCACCGCUCUCUUCCUCUCCAGACGCGUCCGCUGCUUUGCGCUUCUCUUUCUCGUCGCUUGUGCCAUGAGACAAGGGCGGAAUCUCCUCCUGAUGGCCGGGACAAGCUUGGUCAUUUUUUGGAACAUGAAGAACACCUACCAAAACCUUCAGAAGAUUGCCCAGAGCCUGCUGUGCAACAUCCAGAAGAAGAAAGAACUUCUAGACGUCAGUCCCCUUGACAACUAUGUGCGUAUGCUCAAGUGGAUCAAGAAACAGUUAAAAGAUUUCUCAGAUCUUGGCGUUGUCAAGUUUGAAACAGAUCUACGUGUCUGGCCUGAACUACGGUCCAAGGAAACUCGAGAGAAACUUGAGAAAGCAAAGGAAACUAUGAAAGAAAUCGAAAAGAAUGUUCAAAACAGCUUUGAUGUGGUUCUGUCUGUUGGCGAGAAAAUAUUACCAUUCAUGGGGAUCAUUUUGGUUUUGAUUGUCACUACGCUCUUCCUCAAGAGAUUCGCGCACAACAAGAAAUACAAAAAUAAGUUCAUCACAAGGAAAUUCGUGGAGUAUGAUGAGCGACAGAAAGCUGAAGGGAAACCUCAUGUUCUCCCACUAACCAAAAAAGAGGCCAAGCGCUACAUCACUAUUCCUUCAGCAAACCUGAGGACCGGGGAAGUGUCCACCAUGGUGACGUUCUUCGUCCCUGUAGGAAUCCAGGUUCUUACCUGGCUGUUCCUCAUAGGGCUGGAUGGACUUCUCUACUGGAUCAUCAUCACCCUCAACAAACACCUGGCUGAGUUGGAGCCUUUUAGCAUUCCCAUUAAGAUGACCGCUAAUAGCGAGAGCAAAUUUCUUGGCAUUCACGUGUCAGGAAAUACUAAGGUGGCAGAUUUCUCCUACUCCGUGUCCCUGUUUGAGAAGGAAUGCGUUCCCGAACCCACCCUCAUGCUUUCUAAUUCGGUGAUUCCGGUGUCCAUGAUCGCGGUCGUCUUGGUGAUCCUUGGCUUGUUGUCUUCGAAGCUUGUCCAGCUUCAGUCGCUUGUGUCAGAGGAGUUUUAUACUGACAGCGCCAGCGAGAGGGUGGAACACCUUCAUGCCAAAAUUGUCCGCAAGAGGUCGAGGAAACCGCUCAGAGCCCUGAAGAACACUCUCAUGAGUUUUGGAAAAAAUAAGAAAUUCUGGUUUCCAAUACUGUAUCGCACCAAAAAGGAGGAACAUCUACAACUCUCCUGA
Chanos chanos (milkfish) is the source of this 1437-nucleotide messenger RNA. Its product is annotated as dendritic cell-specific transmembrane protein-like. The coding region runs from base 1 to 1437 and encodes 478 amino acids. Gene Ontology annotation, cellular component: membrane. The transcript has 3 exons. Lineage: Eukaryota; Metazoa; Chordata; Actinopteri; Gonorynchiformes; Chanidae. The record is from RefSeq and is a predicted model, not a curated record.